AAGGACUGCUCCCUAUUAAGGAUUGGCACCUUUGGGGAGCGGGUACCCAAAUUUGACAGGUACCCGCUCCCAAUUCUGGUCCGAUCGCCUAGGCGAUUGGAAAUGGAAGGUGUCCUCCCUCCCUGUAGUGUUUUGGGACACGUGACAGGUCCCAGAAGACUACAGGACCAUUCAUGAAGCGCAGCGCUACUCGCGAAUGCGUAGUGGGUACCCGGCUGUGAAACCACAAGCUGUUACAGCCGGGUGCCCACACUGAAGAUGCCAGCCUCCUGUUUGAGAUGUCGGCGUCAUAGCGGAGAGAAGGGACUGCGCGGGUGAGAACAUUGCUGGACCCUGGGACA
This is a messenger RNA of Staurois parvus, 341 nucleotides long. The record is from the annotation of a GenBank genome assembly. NCBI's taxonomy places the organism in Eukaryota, Metazoa, Chordata, Amphibia, Anura, Ranidae.